Molecule: messenger RNA, 1411 nt
Organism: Osmia bicornis bicornis
Lineage: Eukaryota; Metazoa; Arthropoda; Insecta; Hymenoptera; Megachilidae
Gene: Arp10
Product: actin-related protein 10
Exons: 6
Coding region: 134-1267 (377 amino acids)
Biological process (GO): retrograde axonal transport of mitochondrion
Source: RefSeq, a predicted model, not a curated record
CUCCCUCAGGGAAAAUGGCGAUGUGUCGCCCUCCGCAUAGAUUUCCCCUUCCGUUGUGAUUAUUCCUUUUAACAUCAAACAGCAAUCAAAGCUUAAAGGUUAUAGUACUGUCAUUGUAAAGAAAUCUGUCAAAAUGCUUCGUGGUUACGAAGGUGUUCGAUUUUUGUCAGAUAAACAGAUGGUCAUAUUUGAUAUUGGACAUGCUUAUACAAAAUUUGGUUAUGCGGGCGAAGCUACCCCACGCGGCAUAAUAAGGACGGAAGUUAAGUGUUCAGAGUCUAAAGAGCUUCGAAAAAUUUACGAUUACAAAGAUACAGAAGAUUUAUACCAAUUGCUUGUUGAAUUUCUUCAUGCUUUAUUUUUCAGACAUGUUGUAAUAUGUCCAAAAGAUGCUAAAAUUGUUAUUUUGGAAUCACCAUUAUCUCCAACACGAUUCAGAGAUACCUUAGCUAAAGUGUUGUUCCGACACUUUGAGAUUGGAUCAUUAAUGUUAUUACCGAUUCAUUUAGCAACUAUUAGUACAUUGGGUAUCAACACAGCUUUAGUUUUAGAUGUUGGCUAUAAAGAAGCUACAUUGAUUCCAAUUUUUGUGGGUGUACCAGUUUUAAAGGCAUGGCAGGCACUUCCAUUAGGUAGUCAAAUUGUCCACGAGUAUUUAACAAAAUCUUUGAAGGAUACAUCUCCCAAUAUAGAUGUAUCAGAAAAACUUGUGGAAGAUAUAAAAGUAAGAACAUGUUUUGUUACUACAUUAGAAAGAUCUCGUAAACUAGGAACAGCAGAAGCUCCUAAUCCUCCCCCAGCAGUUAAAUAUCCUGGGCUUAAAACUAUCAAUAUACCUGGUGAAGUUCGAGAGAAAGCAUUUGAAACAUUAUGGGAAAGAGACAAUGAUAAUCUUAGUAUACCUACAAUGAUUUUAGAUGCUCUUAUUCAGUGUCCAAUAGAUACUAGGCGAAUUUUGGCUGAAAAUAUACUACUAAUUGGUGGUACAACAAUGGCAAAAGGCUUUAUAAGUCGUCUUAAAUCUGAACUUUUAGUUCUUGUGAAGAGUAGUUUAUAUUCAGAGAAAUUAAAAAUUGAAACGUUUAAAUUUCAUACUGCACCUAGUAAGCCAAAUUACACAGCAUGGCUAGGAGGUGCUAUAUUCGGAACCAUAGAUUUGCCAUUAAGAUGUCUAACAAAAGAGAAUUAUUUAAAAUCUAAUAGAGUCCCUGAUUGGGUUAGUUUAAUAGACAAUCAAACAGAGGAUUCACUGACUUGUGAAAUUUAAGACACUACUUCAUUUGUAACAAAGAUACUAAACAUCGAUUGCUGUAUUUAUACGUGUAUAUAAAAUAUGUAAGUAUAUAUAUUUAUUGUUUAUAUAACUGAGACUCGUGUCACAUGAAUUACAUAAAACAAAUAGUACUGAAAA